GGCCUAUAUAUGGUCCGUUGGCUAAUCCAGUCAGCCACAGUUACCGCACUUGCCCCACAGAAUCAACAUGUCUCAGUUCCUCAGCCUUGCCGCCAGCCUGCUGCUCCUUUUGGCUCCCACAUGGGCAGGAAUCAUCGCCCAGCCGGCCAUCAGCUAUUUAGGAACUGGGGACGAGCACGCAGUGGCCCACACCCAGCACAAUGUGGUGCGCAGCUUCGAUGGCACCGUCUCCCACUACGCCAAGUCGGUGGCUACACCUUUUUCGCAGGUGCACAAGCAGGACACCAGGAUUAGCAAUAAUGUCUACCAGCCGACGGUGGCCAAGGCCUUCUCCUAUGCCCCAGCUUCGACUCCUGUUGCGAUUCACGCCGAGCCCUCGAAUCUGUUCACUCAGGCGACUCCAGUGGCUCCCGUUUACCACCAGCCAGCUUAUGUCCAGGCUCCGGCUGUUUACCAUCAGCCUACCCAUGUGGAGGCUCCGGCUGUUUAUCACCAGCCAGCUCAUGUCCAGGCUCCGGCUGUUUACCACCAACCUGCUCACAUCCCCAGCACCGUGGUGGGUCACCAGCCCGCUGUGAUCCACUACUCCCCCGCUGAGACCGUGUCGCACAUGAGCUUCGAUGGAUUUGGCACUCACUACGGUUUCUAAUUGCUCUCUAAGUAAUAGUCUAUUAUAUAAAUGUUUAAGUAUUUGUUUCAAUAAUAAACAAUAAAAGAG
This is a messenger RNA of Drosophila ananassae, 718 nucleotides long. Its product is annotated as pupal cuticle protein C1B. The record is from RefSeq and is a predicted model, not a curated record. Lineage: Eukaryota; Metazoa; Arthropoda; Insecta; Diptera; Drosophilidae. Bases 68 to 649 code for a protein of 193 amino acids. The transcript has a single exon.